Messenger RNA from Bicyclus anynana (squinting bush brown), 2912 nucleotides. RefSeq names its product angiogenic factor with G patch and FHA domains 1. The record is from RefSeq and is a predicted model, not a curated record. The transcript has 11 exons. Bases 103 to 2487 code for a protein of 794 amino acids. NCBI's taxonomy places the organism in Eukaryota, Metazoa, Arthropoda, Insecta, Lepidoptera, Nymphalidae. Gene Ontology annotation, molecular function: protein binding; nucleic acid binding.
UUGUCAUUUGUCAAAAUAAAAUCAGCUUGCAAAGGAAAAUUUAAAAACAUUAAAUAAUUUGUAUUAAAAAUUUUACUUAAAUGCUUGUUUGAUAAACAAAACAUGGAAAUGGAUAAACCGGCGUGUAUUACCACAAGUGUCGAGUCACAAAGAAAUCGCAAACGAUUUAGUAUAAGAAGUCUCAGACUAUCUUUAAAAUUUAGACCUGAAAUCUUGAAAUUGGUACUUAAAAUGAGGCAUACUAUAAGAAUUAAGAAUGCUUUACUCAGCAAGUUGAAGCGGCAGUUGAAAAAUAAUAAAGUGAGUAUCUAUAAAUCAAGUGCAGAAGAUGUAAAUCCUCCACAAAGAAAUCCCAGAACUGACUUACAGAAAGAAGAUACAGUUUCUAAAAUCUGUGAUAAAAACAAUUCAUAUACUCAAACUUCACUUGAAGAUUUCAAAAACUUCAAUUUUUCAAACAGAAAAGAAAAACAAAUUAAAGACUCAUACACUCAAAUAUCACUUGAAGAGUUCAGAGACACAAAUGGAACAGAAAAAGUUACUAAAGACUCAUUUACUCAAAUGAUACUUGAAGAAUUCAAAGAUUUCAAUCUCACAAAUGAAAAAGAAAAAGGCACUAAAGACUCAUACACUCAAAUGACACUUGAAUUCAAAGAUUUCAAUCUCACUAAUGAAAAAGAAAAAGAAACUAAAGAUUCAUACACUGAAACAACACAUGAAGAAUUCAAAGACUUCACAAAUGAAAUAGAAAAUCAUACAAAGGACACUCAAACUGAUAAUCUCACUAAUGAAAAAGAAAAAGACACUAAAGACUCAUACACUGAAACAACACAUGGAGAACUGAAAAACUUCAUAAAUGAAAAAGAAAAUGAUACAAAGGAAACUCAAACUGAUAAUUUGCACACUACAGAAGAUAAAACAAAUAACAAUAGCGACAAGGUCUCAACAGCAUGGGGUGUCCAAAGUGAUGGUGAUAAUAUAAAGAGUAUUGCUGACCAAGUGAAGGAGGUGGCUCAAAGUGCUUUGCAACAGAGUGGUAUGGUGUAUGUGGAGACUGCAGGGAUGUACUAUGAUUAUAAGACUGGCUAUUACUACAAUUCUGAACUUGGGCUUUACUACCAUACAGAUACAGGCUGCUACUAUUACUAUUCAGAUGAGAAGCAAUCUUUUGUAUUUCACUCCUACCCAGAAAAUCGUACCAAUAUUAAAUCAUCAAUAUCAAAGGAAAUUAAAAAAGCUACAAAACAGAAAAAGGUUCCACCAACAGAUGACAUUGAAAACCUGACGAAACAAUUAAACCAGGAAAAUGACGAUGGAGAAACCAAGCCAAAACGAAGGAAAAAAGGAGAAGAGAAGGAUAAGAUUAAAACUACAAAGAAGAUACAGGAAGAGACAAGCAAAGAAGGUCAAGAAGAACCAAGUAAAGAAGAAGGUCUGGAAGAGAAAAUGGAGUGUAGUAGUAAUGAAAAAACAAUAGAUGAAGAUAAAGAAGGAAAUGAAGUAGAGAAUGAUAUCAAUAAAGAGUUAGAAGAUGGUGAAUGCAGUGACACAGCAAGCGAGACAUCUGAUGGUGCAAUAUCAGAUGCAAGCACUUCAACUGCAAGUGACGACGAAACGGUAGCGAAGCAUUACCCGCCGUGCAUGCGAAUUAUAGUCCGAGAGACCACUUUGCCAAAGCUGAAGGUCGGGAGCCUGUACCUCAUAACUAAGGACGGGGGAACUAUUGGCAGAGAAGGGGACCACCAUGAUAUACUGUUGAAAGACAACAAUGUUUCUAGAAAUCACUUGGAACUGAAAUAUGACAUAGACAAGAGAUUAUAUUUCGCUGUCGACUUGGGAUCUAAGAAUGGUACCCUUCUCAACGGCACCCGCAUGUCAGAGAGUCAACAAACCAGCGUUCCUAUGGAGGUCGUUCACGGAAGCACUAUUAAAUUGGGUGAAACGAAGUUACUCUGUCACGUUCACGCGGGGCACGACACGUGCGGCCAUUGUGAACCGGGACUUAUCAUGGAGAUGGAAGAGAAAGAGAAGAAAGUGGCGUACACGCGAACAUGCAGCGUACAAAAACAACAUAAGCUCGAGUUAGCUCGCCUGAAGAACAAAUACGCUCCCAAGCGUUUGGCGAUAGAGGAAACCGCUUACAACGACAGGGCACAAGCGAGAAGAGAGAAGGUCGGAUCUACACACCAUGCAGAGAAAACGCAGACCAGUGAUAUUAAUACGUUUAUAGCACCAGAUAAUAAAGGUUUCAAAUUGCUGGAGAAAAUGGGCUGGUCGAAGGGCGAAGGGCUCGGCAAGGACAACCAGGGAAACCAGGAGCCGAUCCCGUUAGUCAGCAAUGAAGGUAAGACAGGACUUGGAGGUACGAGUGUUCCGCAGGUAGUGGUCUUCAAGACCCUCGGACAAGCGACCCUGAGACUGGCGGCGGCGACCAAAAUGCAACCUCCGGCCAAAGCUUUUCUGGAAGUUGACGAAGACUCAGAAUAACCUGAAACCAUUCUGCUUUUCUGUUCACUAAUUGGGGACUAGUUAAUUAAUUGUAUUAUAUUACUUUUUUGAAGGCCGCGUGGCGCAGUGGGUAGUGACCCUGCUUUCUGCAUCCACGGCCGUGGGUUCGAUUCCCACAACUGGAAAAUAUUUGUGUGAUGAGAAUGGGUGUUUUCCAGUGUCAGUGUGUAUUUAUACAUUAUAUAAGUAUUUAUAUGUAGUAUAUAAUUGUAUAUUAAUAUUAUAAUAUUAACUAUCUUAGCACCCAUAGCACAAGCUACUCUGUAUGCUUACUUUGGGGCUAGAUAGUGAUGUGUAUUGUUUAAGUAUAUAUUUAUAACUUGAUGUUAAAUGUUAAAUAUAGGUUUAAUGUACACUUAAAUAGAUACUUAAAUGUUAUGAAAUAAGAAUAUUUAUAUAAGAAA